This is a messenger RNA of Kuraishia capsulata CBS 1993, 3006 nucleotides long. RefSeq lists its product as uncharacterized. The coding region runs from base 1 to 3006 and encodes 1001 amino acids. The transcript has a single exon. Gene Ontology annotation, molecular function: ubiquitin-ubiquitin ligase activity. Gene Ontology annotation, cellular component: ubiquitin ligase complex. Gene Ontology annotation, biological process: protein monoubiquitination; protein polyubiquitination. Lineage: Eukaryota; Fungi; Ascomycota; Pichiomycetes; Pichiales; Pichiaceae. The record is from RefSeq and is a predicted model, not a curated record.
AUGCAACAAGAACCCACGAAUAGCCGAUCUUCGGCGACUUCAUUUUCAACAUACCAGAGCAAUGCUCACUCUCGACUUCAGGAAGCGGAUAAGCUUCCCAGUUUCCAAAUGCACCAGUUCUACAUCAACCGUCAACUGAUAGAGGACAAUCAUCCACAUAAUCCUCCGCCGUUCCGUAACUGCAACCCGACAGCUCCUCGGACUCACAAUAGGGUCACUUUUGAUGAUUCCCUCAAUGCCUAUGCUGCGGUUUUUGAAGACGAAGCUGGAGAUGGAGAAGCCGAAAGCCCUCCAGAGUCUCCCACCACGACGAGGCGUCAGAGUUUCAACGACCUCGGCCGAAUAUUGGACGAUCUGAGACUACGACCCUCAACGGGAAACCAGAGACGAGACUCGAAUCAGCGACGAACUUUUGGGAGUAUGCUAACGCGAACUGCAACUGCCACAUCCCAAGCCAGUAGGCGAUUCUCGGCGUCGUCUUCUGUCUCCGAGGAAGACUCAGCUUCUACUCGGACUGUCAGGCGGACAUUGACCAAUAGAAGUGCAGGUACGAACCCUGCUUAUUACGCUGAUUUUGAGACCGAACGUGAGUCCAUUCUAAAGAAUUUGGGACUUCUCCAGAACAUUGGAAACACCCUGCUCAAAAUGCAGAUAUACGUUGUGGAUCACGAUGAUUCCGUUUACGGAGUCAAGGAGUACAAUCUGGGAGACCUCGUUUCCGGGUUUUUGCUCGUGACUAACAAUUCCAAGGAGGACAUUCCUUUUGAGAUGGUUUCCAUUUCACUUAAAGGAACCACCAAUGUGGUCAAGAAGCUCGGUGAGAAGACCACUCUUGAAUUCCUCAACAUGGUAGAUCUGGAAUCGUGUCUUUUGCGCGAAGACUGUGAGACGCGUUAUAAUGCUAAGACUGGAAAGCUGGUGAACUUGGGUUUACCGGCUGAUCGCAUCUUCCGUGCUAACCAGGUCUAUAAGUUACAAUUCCUCUUCACUAUUCCAUCACGACUUCUGGACGUCGUCUGCGGAAAACAGAUGACUAAGCACUUAAUGCUACCACCGUCUUUCGGUAUUUCCGGGCUCAUGUCUGCGUUCAUGGGAGGUACUCCAACUUCUGGCUUUACCAUACGAGAUCUAAGCUCAGUGGCCUACGGAUAUAAUGAGGGUAAACACUUCAUUGACGAGUCUGAUCUUCUGGCCCUGGACGAGGAUCCGCAGCUUUUGCGCGGUGGUGACGGUAUUUUGGUCAAUGAUGUGACCUCUUCUUCAUACUCCAUAUCUUAUUCUCUAGAGUGUGUGAUUAUCGGUAAAGAUGAUAAAGCAGACGCUGAGAUGGAGCGCAAUACCAAUGUCAAUAGCUUGAGCGUGAACUCCGAAGGUGCAAGAGAUCCACCGAGCAUGAGGGCCUAUAAUGAUGGGUGGUCGCAGCUCCAGAAUCGUGUGGAUUCCGCUCCUGAUUCUCACUCCAUACAGGCAAUGUUGCUAUACGACGAGACCCAUCAAGUUCCUCUUCCCACAGUGUCUAAGGAACGGUCUAACUUUGUGAUACUCAACACUGCUACGUUCCUUCUUCGUGUUGUUCCAAGAGACAGUGGGCCGAGUGCCAAGAGAGAACAGGAUCCUUUGGUGGAAGCAAGAAACCGAGCUUUUGGCCAGUUCCAUGGUCUAGAGAAUUUGAGAGUUCUAUUUGAAAGAGAGCUUAACAGGAUUGAAUGUAUUGUGGAGGAGGAGAGGAUGCGCUUUGCAGGUCUGGGCAGGGAGUUGUCGCUUCUUGCGCUUCCUGCUUCGGCUGCAAAUUCUGCAAACUCCGCCCUUCAGAGAGCCGCCAGCGGAGUUAUUCGCCAGCGGACCGGAGGAUCUCUCACAUCCAACCUGAUGAGAGUAAGGUCGAACCAGUCAAGAAAGGCUAGAAGAGAUUCAGACAAAGAGACCGGAGAUAAGAUCAAGGAGAAACAUCUUGUGAGAACAAGACAGCAACUCCAGUCAGCAGAGACCGAGCCUGCCAGUAUCACCAAUCCUUUCGAAGGUUACCUGGAAGAUGAAGACAAAACAGAGCUCAAAGAGGAGUCUGGGUCUCGUCUUGUUACUGCUGUCGAGUUUGAGAGAAACGGCAGGGUUUUUGGUGCCUUAAAAUUGGCGUCACCAGAUGAGCCUUUCACCCUGGCUUACUACACUGCGAUUGGACUUAUCCGUGACAGAAAUCACAAAACGGUUUGGCAAAUGCUCUCAGAUAUAAGAAAACGCAAACGCGGCGACUCGACUGCCUCAAUCAAUGCUGAGCGGCAGCAUCAUACACUGGACUUGAACGUUGAAUUCCGCAGUUUGCUGUCGGAUCAACGCAAUAAUGAUGUACUUCAAACACCUCCUUCUAUCACGGUUGAUAGCGUCGAUCUGAUGUCGAUUACGGUGGAUUCCCAAUACCCGCUACCAAUUGAUCUGGAACACGCAAAUUUCUGCUACGGAACGGCAGAAACGAUUUACCUGAACGAUCCAUCCAAAAGCCCAGAGUCUUCUCUAUCAGCCAUCGUUAAAGGUAACGAAUUGGUAAGGGAAUUUGGCAACUAUCGCGAGCGGUUCAGUGCGGCGAAGGCCCAGGCAGAUGAGCUCAAGGCACGACUAAAAGAAGCUUUUGCUGCAGAUUCUCAGGAACUGGCCCGUCGCUCAGAAAGGCUGCGCCUGAGUGUUCCGCUUAUCAAGAACCUGAACUCCAUGUUGAGUAUCAGGAUCAAGAAGCUCAUUGUUGCCGAUCCACUAACGGUGCUAGCCACCAAUCUCACAGCAGACCGCUGGGAUACACGUAUAAACUACAAGAGCAACGAGGUCGUCCAACGCAAUGUGGUUAGACUCUCCUUGAAAUCUCCUUUCAAUCCCGACAAGGUGAAGGAGACUCUGGUGCCUUCGUUUCAAAGCUGCUUGAUUUCGCGACUUUACUGUUUGCGGAUCGAUCUUGGCCUAGAGCUCGGCACGAGUAAACGCCGUGCGAUCGUAUAUGUUCCAGUUGAAAUACGUUGA